Molecule: messenger RNA, 1355 nt
Organism: Mastomys coucha (southern multimammate mouse)
Lineage: Eukaryota; Metazoa; Chordata; Mammalia; Rodentia; Muridae
Gene: Gprc5d
Product: G protein-coupled receptor class C group 5 member D
Exons: 4
Coding region: 148-1182 (344 amino acids)
Biological process (GO): G protein-coupled receptor signaling pathway
Cellular component (GO): intracellular membrane-bounded organelle; signaling receptor complex; plasma membrane
Molecular function (GO): protein kinase activator activity; G protein-coupled receptor activity
Source: RefSeq, a predicted model, not a curated record
GAGGAGAGAUUAAAGCACCUGAAGUUGUCUCCUCCUUACUCAUUUGCAGCCACAGCUUCCCCACCAGCACAGCCUCAGAGGCUUCCAGAGUAGACUCGGAGGAGGAGAUCAGACGUCCACUCUCGUGAGGUCUGCCGUUCAGUCACCAUGUAUGAGGACUGCGUGAAGUCCACAGAAGAUGUUUACCUCUUCUGUGACAAUGAGGGGCCCUGGGGCAUUGUUCUGGAGUCCUUGGCGGUGAUCGGCAUAGUGGUUACGAUCCUGCUUCUCCUGGCAUUUCUGUUCCUCAUGCGGAAGGUGCAGGACUGCAGCCAAUGGAACGUGCUCCCCACCCAGUUCCUCUUCCUGCUGGCUGUGCUGGGGCUCUUCGGACUUGCUUUUGCCUUCAUCAUCCAACUCAACCAACAAACUGCCCCUGUUCGCUACUUCCUCUUUGGGGUUCUCUUUGCUAUCUGCUUCUCCUGCCUCCUGGCUCAUGCCUCCAACCUGGUGAAGCUGGUCCGGGGUCGAGUCUCCUUCUGCUGGACAACGAUUCUGUUCAUUGCUAUCGGCGUCAGCCUGUUGCAGACCAUCAUUGCAAUUGAGUACGUGACCCUCAUCAUGACCAGAGGCUUGAUGUUCGAGCACAUGACACCGUAUCAGCUCAAUGUAGACUUUGUCUGUCUCCUGAUCUAUGUCCUCUUCCUGAUGGCCCUCACAUUCUUUGUCUCCAAGGCCACCUUCUGUGGCCCGUGUGAGAACUGGAAACAGCAUGGAAGGCUCAUAUUUGCCACUGUGCUCGUCUCCAUUAUUAUCUGGGUGGUAUGGAUCUCCAUGCUCCUGAGAGGCAACCCCCAGCUCCAGCGACAGCCCCACUGGGAUGAUGCUGUCAUCUGCAUUGGCCUGGUCACCAACGCUUGGGUCUUCCUGCUGAUCUACAUCAUCCCUGAGCUGAGCAUCCUCUACAGAUCUUGUAGGCAGGAAUGCCCUCCACAAGGAAACGUCUGCCAGGUCCCCGUCUACCAACGCAGCUUCAGGAUGGAGACCCAGGAAGCCACCAGAGCCCGAGACAGUGAUGGAGCUCAGGAGGAUGUAGCACUAACUGCAUAUGGUACUCCCAUUCAGCUGCAGAAUGUUGAUCCCAGCCGGGAGUAUCUCAUUCCAUCAGCAACACUAAGCCCACAGCAAGACGCAGGCUUAUAAAGCUACCUGAAACCGUGUCCUGCUCCACACAGCCCUGAAGGGCCCAGGAGAGCACCGGACACACUGUCAAUGAAGCAUCCAUCCUGUCCCUUCCUCUCUGUUUCCUGGCCCUUCCCAUUCUUCUGGAAACUGAAGACUGUCAUGUCCUGCACAAUUAAAAUCUUGCUGCCACC